ACUUCCGAUUCUAGGAAAAGCUGGAGUUGCUUUUGUUUAACAAAACAGUCAGUCCACUCUUAAUUUAUAGAUUAGUCUACACUUGGAAUGUUUAGCUUUAAGAUAUUUUGUUUUAGAAAUUAAAUCAAUAAAUAUUUUGGAAAUGUAGCAUGAACUAAUUGUUAAAGCUUGAAUACUGUGUUUUUAUCCUAGUAAGAGAGCGAAAGAAGUCAAAAGGGGAAUUUUCAGUCCCUUCGAAAGUUCGACUUCCAUGACGCGUUUCACAGUCCACAGUUUCAAAUACCAGAAAAGACAGAUCAGCAAUCCAUGAUUUGUGAAUUUCUGUAUCUAACCCAAAUUCGGUGUCUAACCAGUCUCGGUUUUAAGUACAUUGUUUUAUUUGACCCUGAAAGAUACCACCACAUUGCACAUUAAAACAUGACUACUAUUUAUUAUAGAAUAGAUGAUAAAAAUGAAACCAGUACUUAAUUAUUUAUUUUAUAUUAUACACUUAGUAAAAUAAGUUGAAGUAACUUUUAUAAUUCCUUGUAGUAGUUAGUAGAGUAGUUAUAAAAAUACUAAAACAUAGCUAUUACUACUAGUAAGUUUAGUAAGAGUAGAGAUAGAUAGGGACCUUUGACAUUGGCAACUGUUAAAGUUUACUAAACUAGGUUAAAGCUAAGGCCAAGGCCUACUGAUUUUUAUUGGGUGCCUUUUAAGAUUUACCGUCUGCAGUCUACCCAACUGGAUUAACUGCAUAACAUUGAUAACAUUAAUCAGAGUUAGACAAAACAUCUCUUACCCAAACUAACAAUCAAAGUUUUAAUCAUGAGCUACAUUACAUUUUUUUUUAAAAAGUCAAAUAAUGAUUACCAUGGGAUGUUGAUGAUUCAUCAGCUGAUCAUGUAAUCAGAAACAGUCAAAUUUUAUAAGUUCCAUCUUUUGUAAAAGCUACAUAAAUUAACGAACCACACUGAAUGAUAAAGUUUAUUCUCUCAGUCAAUAAAUUUUUUUUAUAUAUAUUGUACUGGGCAAUUUUGAAAAUUCAUAUUGCGCUUGUGUUUUUUUAACAUAGUCUUUGCAUUAUUUUAAUAGUGUAAGCAGGAUAAAGACAUAGAAAAUGGCCCAAGGCUUUAAUAAGCAACAAGCAGCUCAAGAUCUUAAGCAAAUAUUGAAAGUUGAUGACAGGGAAAGCAGAGAGGAAACAGCAGCUACAGAGAAAAGGAAAUCUAAAAAGAUUGCAGAAGAAAAUACCAUGGAGAAAGAGCUAAACCAGAAUCAAGGCACACACUCAAACAGUAAUGGCAAUGCGCUACUCUCCACAAACAUAAUCCAACCCAUUCUAGAUUCAGAUCAUGUGAAGACUCCCCAUAGGACUGUUGUAAAGGAAGUACAAUUACCUAAAAAAAAGAAAAAAGGCAGAAAUGCAAAUCUAGAAAAGUUCUCAGAAACCGAUUCACCAGCUGCAAAUAAAAAUCAGAAUGUAGAUCCGAUCAACAAAAGUACUGAUGGCUUAUCUAGUCAAAAGCUCUCAUCUAGCUAUAUAGAAGUAGAAGACAAGAACAUUUCGGAAAACUUCUCUGACCCUAAACCAGUUUUAGCUAUUUUAAAAAAACCAUUGGAAACAUUGAACCAAAAGAAAGGAAAUGAGGGAGCUUCGAAAAACAGGUCAGAAACAAGUGCUGGUAGACAAAGAGAUUGGAGAAAUGAGGAUAGGGGUGGCCCCUCACGGAAAGGUUAUAAUGGUGACAAACGUCCAAAUCAGUCAGAUGAGAAGGGUGGGGGUUUUAGACGAGCAGAUAGCCUUGUGAAUCAAGCCAGUCAGCCAGAUCGUAAUAAUACCAAUAAUAAUAAGCCAAGACCAGCAAAGUUGGGCGGUAAGUUGUGUCAAUGCUUUAAUGAGUGUCAUAGUCAUUUGGUUUGUCAAAUUAAAUAUAUAAAUUGAAUUAAUAUUUUUCAAAACAACUUUAUAGAUUAAGCCAUUAUUAGAAAUGCUAACAAGAUUUUAAAAGAAUUGUUAUUUAUAACCUAUCAGUUGUUGUAUGUAUUAGUUGCUUUUAGUUUUAGGAAACGCAUAGUUAGAUAUAUUUUUAUUAACUUUAAAAAUGUAUAUAAAAAAAAAUAAAACUGUCAUCUCACAAACUGACUGCUUUUAACUGUUUCAAAUAUAAUUUUCAGAAGAAGAUCUGAGUCCUCAGUUUUUGCAAAGUCUUGAAGACAACAAGAUGCAUGUUUUGAAGAAGGUACGAUAUAUUUUAUUUGUCCUUUUAACAUGCCAUUAUAUAGUUUUAACAAAUUUAAUCUGUUUUAAGAUUUGGUUCAUUAGAUGAACAAUACAAAACAAAGGACUGAAAACCAGUAUGCAAAUAGAAAUGAUACCAAAUAUAGUGAUACCUAUUAACAAUAAUCAGUUUAAUUAUACCAUUAAGUUGAUAUUAAGAUACAGAAUAAAAUAUACAGAAAUAAAAAUGAAAUGUAUGAAACUAGAAAGGUGCAAAUAUCAAUCCAUACACACAGUGAAAAAUCUAGUAAGUCUUGUUUGGCUCCUAAAAGUCUAGUACAUGUCUGCCGGUCACAGUUGACUGUCAUAUUUAUAAUUAGGAAGUCAGAACCCUCAGGAACAUAAAGUCUAGAAAAUAGGGUAGUGGUAGAAAGGAGUGGCAGUGUUAAUUGGUGAUGGCAAAAGGGGGGGGGGGGGGGGGGUUGUUUAAGAUUGCAGGCCAUGGCUUAAGUUGGAAAAAAAAAACUAGAUCCACACACAGGCUAUAACGGUCAUCAUUUAUGCCUUGAGGUAUGAGUUGGUGAGGUGUUUAUUUUAUCUCUACCAAUAUAGGGAAAAAAUAAAAGAUUCACUUUCAUCAUUUGUUUCUUUUCCAUUACUGCCGAUAGAGUCUGGUAAAAUGGCUUUGGAUUACUCUCAGGAUGCAUUUAUUUUUCUAAAACUCUAUAAGUUUCUUUGUGUUGUAUGUAAUACCACUGACUAAUGAUUUGCCCAUUUUAUAAAUCUCCUGUUUCAUCAUAGAAAAAUCAGCGCUUUCCAAAAGCUAAGUUUUUCUGCCGUUUGUGCGACUAUCACCUGGAUCAAGCUGAAGAUUGUGAGAAACAUAUUAAAGACAAUAGACAUUGCAGACGUAGAGAGGUACUAUCUCUUUCCGUAAAUUUUUCUUUUCGCAGAAGUAAUUUUGUAUUUGUGCAAUAAAUAUAUGCUCAGAUUUUUAUCAUAUUUAAACCAAAUUCCUUGUUGGGAUGUGAUUGUUUGUACAUUUAUUUUUCAAAACUCAUGCUGUGUGACAGGAACUUUUCUUUGAUUAAUUUUUUUUUUUAAAUAGAUAAACGCCAUGGACUCCAUUCUUAAGUCCAUACCACCCCCAAGUAUAUCUCAGCUGGAUGCCCUUUCAGCAUCUUUAGAUCAGGUCUAUGAACAACAAGGCAUUGAUGAGUGGGAACAAAAGUCAAGACAAGAGAUUGUCAAUAGGUUGGAAAGCAGCAUACAAGAACGUAUCCCAGGUCUGGUAUACCAAAUGUGACCAUACAAAAUGUACAUAUCAUAAAUAAUAUUAGUUUUAACAAGUAAAUAAUUUAAAAUGAUUCCUUUGAUUUAUUUAUAGAUAUGAGGAAAAAAAGUAGGCUUGUAACAGAAAAGUGGGGACUUGCAUAUGAGUGAAAAAAUAUUUAUACACUUACAUUUUAUAGAGAUGUAGCCAAGCUAACCUAUUUCUGUUCAUCUUAAAAUAAUGAAAUGGUGUCAAGUGGUAAUUUGGAAUGUAAAAAAAAAAUUGUUUAAUUAAGAUUUGAUUUAAAAUUCACAAAUAAAGUGACGUCACCAUAGUUUUUGAAAGGUUUUAAAUUGUGGAAAACACACUUAGCCAUUUGUCAAUUGGAAAAUAUUUGUUUUUUUUUAAAUUUUAUUCUGAUGCUAAAAAUAUCUUUAUUCAAAUAUGCUAAUGUUACAGACAAAACAAUAACACUAUUAAAAAAAGUGUACACAACAUAAAUUUUGCUCUACCUUCCAGAGGUCCUAAUGUUUAUGUAUGGUUCAUCACUCACCGGCUUUGGUUUGAAGUCAGCUGACAUAAAUGUGGACUUGAACUCAUCAGACAAAAAAAUGAAAAUGACUUACUUGCUCAAAGAAAUUUAUCUCAUCCUCAAGGACAGAACAGGUAGAGGGACAUUUUUAACAGAUCUAUACGCCAAUGUCAAUCUAACAAUUAUUAAACUUAACUUUUAUGAAAGAAAACAUUAUGUAAAAAAAAGUAUUUUCAUAGAAGACUAAAUUAAGACUCUUAAAGUCAAUGAUUUCAAUACCAAUAAACUUGUUGCACUUAAUUUAUGAAACGCUUUUCUUUCAUUAAACUAAAAGCUUCAUAUACUUGUAUAAGAUAGUUUCACAUUGAAGUUAAAAGCAUAAACUCCUUGCUGAUUGUGCUAUCCAAACAAAAAAAUGAUACUGACUUCUCAAUCAAAGUGUGGCCUAGAACAGCGGUUCUCAACCUGUGGGUCGCGACCCCUUUGGGGGUCGUGCAACCCUUUCCCAGGGGUCGCCUAAGACCAUCUGAAAACACAUAUCCUAACAGCUAUGAAGUAGCAACGAAAAUAAUUGUGUGGGUCGGGGUCGCCAAUACACGAGAAACUGUAUUAAAGGGUCGCGGCACUAGGAAGGUUGAGAACCACUGUCCUAGAAGAAGGAUUCCCAAUACUAGAUGUGGCUUCUGAAAUUGAAGAGAAACGACACCUACCCACCAACAGAUAGAGAAGUCUUGUAAAUCAUACCUAAUGACUUAUCCCCAAACCAACAUUGAGAAACUGCCUGCAGAAAAGUGUGAACGCGUCACAUACAAGGAUUGCUGCAGAAAAAAAAUCAUACCAUCCUAUCCCAAGGAUAUAAUCUAAAUAUAUACAGAUGGGUCAGCUUUUAAAGCAGUCCUAGAUGCAAGAUGAGAUGUACAAAUAUACUCAGACGAAUCGUGUGAUGAACUCUGCAACCCCUGUGGGGCAAUCUUCUGUAAUUAUGAAGUUAUGAAGCAAAACUGACUGCUAUUGAAGGAGUGCUACACCACCUCUUUACACUCUUCAUAAUUUCUUCCAGUAAACAAAGAAUGGUUGUUAUUUCUCCGAUUGCCAAGCAAUUAUUCAGGCAGCUGAUCAUCAAGACCUCGCAUCUUCAGUAAAAUUACUACUUUUGAAAAUAAACACCUUCCUCGAAACCUAUGCAGUCAAACUAAUCUUACAGUUGAUACCAAGACACCAGUGUACCAGGAAAUGAAGAAGCAGACGCUUUUUCAAAACAGGGAUCAUCCAAGGAACAGCAGAACAUACCUGCAUCACUCAACACAACCAAACAUACCUACAUCACUCAACACAACCAAACAUACCUACAUCACUCAACACAACCAAACAUACCUACAUCACUCAACACAACCAAACAUACCUACAUCACUCAAAACAACCAAACAUACCUACAUCACUCAACACAACCAAACAUACCUACAUCACUCAACACAACCAAACAUACCUACAUCACUCAACACAACCAAACAUACCUACAUCACUCAACACAACCAAACAUACCUACAUCACUCAACACAACCAAACAUACCUACAUCACUCAACACAACCAAACAUACCUACAUCACUCAACACAACCAAACAUACCUACAUCACUCAACACAACCAAACAUACCUACAUCACUCAACACAACCAAACAUACCUACAUCACUCAACACAACCAAACAUACCUACAUCACUCAACACAACCAAACAUACCUACAUCACUCAACACAACCAAACAUACCUACAUCACUCAACACAACCAAACAUACCUACAUCACUCAACACAACCAAACAUACCUACAUCACUCAACACAACCAAACAUACCUACAUCACUCAACACAACCAAACAUACCUACAUCACUCAACACAACCAAACAUACCUACAUCACUCAACACAACCAAACAUACCUACAUCACUCAACACAACCAAACAUACCUACAUCACUCAACACAACCAAACAUACCUACAUCACUCAACACAACCAAACAUACCUACAUCACUCAACACAACCAAACAUACCUACAUCACUCAACACAACCAAACAUACCUACAUCACUCAACACAACCAAACAUACCUACAUCACUCAACACAACCAAACAUACCUACAUCACUCAACACAACCAAACAUACCUACAUCACUCAACACAACCAAACAUACCUACAUCACUCAACACAACCAAACAUACCUACAUCACUCAACACAACCAAACAUACCUACAUCACUCAACACAACCAAACAUACCUACAUCACUCAACACAACCAAACAUAUCUACAUCACUCAACACAACCAAACAUACCUACAUCACUCAACACAACUAAACAUACCUACAUCACUCAACACAACCAAACAUACCUACAUCACUCAACACAACCAAACAUACCUACAUCACUCAACACAACCAAACAUACCUACAUCACUCAACACAACCAAACAUACCUACAUCACUCAACACAACCAACAUACCUACAUCACUAAAUGCUGCAAAGCAGAUUAUCAGCACUAAUAAAAAUGAAGAGUAGCUAAAUGGGGGGCUAUGGGCUCAAAAGGAAGAUGUUCACACACAUGCCCAGCCCCCAAAGAUCCAAUAAAGUUCCCUUACAGAUACAAACAAAUCUUAAUCUGCCGCCUGCACACAGGACACGUACAACUCUUAAUUCCCACCUUAGCCACAUAAAACCAGAUGAAACACCGAUGUGCCCCCUCUUCAGACAUACUAGUGAGACAGUAACACAUCACCUUUUCGCCAAUCCUGCACUUCAUUACUCCUGCCUUAGUUAAUGUACCAAAUAAAUCAAACUACACCCACAUCCUACAUAGAAACAAAGAACCGCAGUGGAGAGUGUGUAAAUUCAAGAGGGUCCAAGGGCACAUGCCAAAAUGGCUCUGGAUCUGAAUGACGAUGAACAGCAUAAACCUGGAUGUUAUUUAUCAGUCUAUGUUUUGUAAGGAAAGGAGAAAACUGAAAUAAGCAUAGCAUUACAUGGAUUUAAGACAAGGCGAUCUUUCUUUUUUGUUUUACAGACACAGGUUUCAGCAGUGUUAGAUCCGACUUCUCUGCCAAGGUACCUGCCCUGUUGAUGCUGGAUGAUGCCACAGGCCUGCUGGUGAACAUUGCCAUCCACUGCUACAGUGCUCACUGCUCGGGGGAGCUAUUGUCCAUCUAUUCAGAUUUUGAUAUCAGGGUCAGGAAACUGGCUGUUGCCUUCCGCUACUGGGCCCACGUAAGCGAUUCAGAGUUUAACAAUCUACUGACCUUGUCAUUCUCAAAGGAUUUCAAUUAUUUCAAUAAUUUUUUUUUUAUUGUGGUGGUUUAUUAUUAGAUUUUAUAUUUAUUUUGAAUUAAACAGUGGGUUAGGGUCAGGAUUGUGUAUGCACAUUUAAAUGUCAAAUCCAGUUUCAUUGUGAGCAGCAAAUGCCAACAUUUUGUUUUGAUAUGAAAUAUUGGCUUUCUUAUUAUAAACUAGAUCAUGGUAAGGCACACUUUAAUUUUUUUUUAAAAACAUAAAUGAUCUCAUCCUGAUCCAAUGGCCUUUUAGACGUGAGCCUUUCCACCUGGAGCCGAUGGCGCACAUGUUCUUCAGCUGGUUAAAAUCAGUGUGUAUUUUCUAUUUCCUCAGAUCUGUGGCUUAGAUCGUCAGAGUGACGGCUUCUUCCCACCACAAGCCCUCAACCUUAUGGUCAUCUACUACCUGCAGGUGGUCUCGCCGCAGCUGGUCCCCAUCAUUAACCCCCCUAAAGUGAGUUGGUUCUUUCAAGAGCCAGACACGGCCUCUGUUGUUACAGUUUUUUUCUUCUUUUCUUUCUGCCUCUACAUUUCCACAUCUACUUUUAUAACACAAGGUCUUGUUGAUUUUUUGGAAAAUGUGACAGUGUUUCUAAAUGUUUGCCCAACAUUAUGUCAAUAAUUUGUACUAGGUUAAUGAAAAAAUUACUGAAUUCUUCUUUUUUUUUUUUUAAACCUUAGUUUAGAAAUCAAUAUAAUGCAAAAAAUGAGAAAAAUAUUUAUAUUUCCCAUGGUCUUUUUCACAGGUAAUAUUUAGUUGAAAAUGUAAAUGAUAAAUUCUUUAUAAAUAUAUAUACAUUAGAACAUUUGUGUUAAUUUCAAAUUCUUGAUAUGCCCAUAUAUAUAUAUCUCUGUGUGCAUCCAAAUAGGUCUGUUUUUGUCAAUCCCCCCAUAUUCUUUGUUAUGCCAAUGGGGUGACAUUAAGGGUGUCUUUUUUUUGGUCCUCAGGUUAGCGGGGAGGACAUUGGAGAUUUCCGCAAAGACCGUCCUGCAUUUGAAAAGAUGAGAGCAAAGGUAAACAACAAAGAAGAGUAACUCCAGUGAGGUCGUGCUUUAAGAUUUGAAGUGCCCCUUUUUUUUUAUGAUGGUGACGUAAGCGUUUGUUGUUUGUCAACAACAGUUUAUCAAUGAAUAAACUUGUUUUCCCAGAUAAAAUAAUAAUUUUAUAAAUGAAGGUUAAAAACUUUUUUAUGAUGGCUGAAUAAAGAUAUACUUAGGCCUUUUGGCUGGAUUUGGCCAGAUGAUAAUGUAUUGUGGUAUAGUUAUAACUUGGCAUAAAUGGGGAGGUGCUAUAAAUAUUUAGGUGGAAUAGAAUUUAGGAAUGCUUACAUAACAGGAAAACAAUCUUCAGGUGAUGAAAUACAGUAUGGAGAAGAGAAAUUCAAUGGGCUUAGGAGAACUCUGGUUGGGACUGCUGCGGUUUUACAGCCUGGACUUUGAUGUGUCCAACACAGUCGUCUCCAUUAGGACCAACGUUGACCUUAGCCGCAACACAAAACCAUUCAACAGCCGGAAACUUGCAGUUGAAGGUUGGUUUUCAUGGCAUUGUUUAUUGUAAAUGCUAAAAUUUUCCUAGUCUUCCAUAUCUUUGGGCGUUUCCUUCUCUUUGUUACAUUUUAUGAUAAAAGCCUCAGAAAACCACAGUUGUGUCAACAAAGAAAUUAAUGCUAUUCAAACUGAUGAAAUUAUAGAAUAUUCCUUGCAUGGGGUUUUAUAAAUCAACAUUUUAUUCUCAACCUUUGCUUAUUUUAUCAGGAAGCUGGCUUGAUUUUACAAAAUGUUUCUUUCAGGAUUUUAAUUUGAGUUCUGUUUAGAUCUGAAGAGUCAAAAAGGAUUUCUUGUUUUUUUAAAAUCAAUUUUAACAUUGAUUUCAAUGAAAGUCCUUUUUUUGUUUUAAAGUUGAAAAUACAAAUGAUAACCUCAUUAUUACUGGGCCCUAGGUGGCCAAGCACUGGGUGGCUGAGCGCUGGGGGGGACCGAGCGCUGGGGGGGGCCGAGCGCUGGGUGGCCGAGCGGUCUAAAGUGAGUCAAUCCCAAGCACCAGAACCCCAGGUGGAUGGGACUCGUUAACCUUAGAGGCAAACUCUAAAAUCAAGGUGGUAUGACAUUACAACAAUGAAAUUUCCAACAACUCCUGCAAUGUGGAAUUCUUAAAGGGCAUAGUGAGACACACAAAACACUGCUGGUCAUCUACUGCAUUCUGGUCCAUUUCCAGUCAUCUCAACCAAGUCUUGCCAUGGAUUAAAAUAAUUAAAUAGUCCAAGACAAGAGAGUGUGUUAAACAACUCUCCUUCACUUUAACCAAAAUACAGCUCUAGUCAAGGCUACUACACAAGUCGAAACCCAAGGAAGGAAGAACAAUAAUAAUAGCUUACAUUAAAACAGUUGUACUAAUUUCACAUGCUUGAUUUGCCUCUUUUGUAAUUUUAUUUAAAUGAUCAUUACACUACAAAAAUUAUAUUGUAAACCUUCACAGAUCCCUACAUGCCUAAGAAGAACAUCACACGAAUGGUGAACAACUCGCGCAUCUAUGAGUACUGGCAGGACUCCAUUAGGAAAGCGUUUUACUAUUUUGGCUUGCCUCGCAACAGCCAGGGCCACUCUCUCAUAUCUGAGGAGGCCCUGAGGGAGAGGAGCUUGAAAGAGAAGUCUGAAGCUUCCACCAGUGGAGCCAAGCCGGAGCCCAAAACAUCAUACACCAAGGGGACAGCUCAGCAGGCCAGCAGCGGUGGCACUGAAAAGCCCAAAGCCCAGUCAGAAACGGAGGCUGUGAUCAGCCUGUCCGGAAGCGACGCGCUGGCAAACUCACAGUCUGUGAAAAUACCACCCAAUCCGCUGAUUGCCAGCAGCUCCAAAGUGCCUGAGGCUAACAAACAGCCAAGCCCCCAACAACGGACAGCUGGUGACCUGGCCGUCACCACCCUCACACCAGACAAACAAAGCUCGUCAAAGUUGAAAAACAAAGACCUUGAUUUGCCUUCAGCAGACCAGCCUGAUAACACUGCCGUUAAAAAUAAACAUGGCGACAAUUCCAAUGUCUUGCCAGUUAAUCAUCCAGUGCAAAACAACGGCAAGGAAGUCAGUCACUUUGCUCAAGGUUACGCUGUUGACAUUAUUGGCAAAGCCUUUGAUCAGCUCACUGUGCAAACCUCGGAUUCUGAUAAGGAUUCAAGCAAGGACUCUGCAAAUGCUAGUCUAGAUGAAGGAAAUGCCAGCUCAGAGUCUGAUGAAGUUAGUUCUCACUCAGAGGCAUCUUGUGAUAAAUCUGAGAAAUACAGUCCUUCAAGUGCAGAAGAGCAGUGCAAGUAUGAGUUUUCUGAAGAAAAUUUCAUGACCGAUGGAAAGGUGAGUUAGCUAAUUUUAAUUUGUGGUUGAAAUCAGCUACCCCUUCUCCAAUCACUAUAACCACAUUCCAAUUCUACUCACGCGAACCACUCUCUCACCGAACAUCAGCUUAAACCACUCUCCCUAUAUCCACCAAAACCACUUUCUCUCCCCACCAUCCACCACAAUCCACUUUCUCCCCAACAUCCACCACAAACCACUUUCUCCCAUCAUCCACACAAACCACUUUCUCCUCACCAUCCACUGGACUCUCCCCACCAUGAAGCCAAACCACUCUCUCCACCAUCCACUCAAACCACUCUCUCACUACCAUCCGCUUAAACCACUCUCCCCAACAUCCACCCAAACCACUGUCUCCCCAAAAUCCACCCAAACCACUGUCUCCCCACCAUCCACCAAAACCACUUUCUCCCCACCAUCCACCCAAACCACUUUCUCUUUCCACCAUCCACCCAAACCACUUUCUCCCCAUCAUCCACCCAAACCACUCUCUCCCCACCAUCUAUUCAAUCCACUCUCUCCCCAUCAUCCACCCAAACCACUUUCUCCCAAUCAUCCACCCAAACCACUGUCUCACCAUCAUCCACCCAAACUACUUUCUCCCCACCAUCCACUCAACUCUCUCCCCACCAUCCACCCUAACCACUUUCUUCCACCAUCCAGCCAAACCACUCUCUCCCCACCAUCGACUCCAACCACUCUCUUACUACCAUCCGCUUAGACCACUCUCCCUAUAUCCACCCAAACCACUUUCUCUUCCCACCGUCCACCACAAUCCACUUUCUCCCCACAUUCCACAACAAAUCACUUUCUCCCCACCAUUCAGUAAAACCACUUUUUCUGGUUUGGAAGGAAUGCAGGGUUGAUAAUCCAAGUAAAAUUUUCAGCAAACAAGAGGAAUAAAAUCAAUUUUUAAAUCCUUUAUAUUAACUUUGCUAUUGUUCAUGUUAGGGGCAAAAUCUUCGGAAGGCUAAAUGACCCGUCUAUCAAGCUGAAACAUGGCACAUAGACUUAUUGCAGAUAACAACACGUUCUUUCAAACUUUCAGCUCUACCCCCAAUCCCUAAAAAUCAGUUUAUCCUGUUUUUCAAGAGGAAGCUAACUGACCAAAUUCCCAUCAUCCAAUUGAGCUGAAAUUAAGCACAUAUGCUCGAUGCCAGUGAAAAUACAUUCUUACAAAUUUUAAAUUUUCAGCCCCAUCCCCAACACUCAGUUUUUUCAGGGGAGUGGGGGGAAUGUUAAUUCAAUGGGUGCGUAUUUUGGUAUGAAAAUUAAUUUUGUAGCUUUUGCUAUGUGCUUUGUUAUUUGUGAUAUAUUUGGGUAUGCAGUAAAAAUAAAAUGUAUUUUUGAAGGGGAAAAUGAAGGAAAUAUGAAAUAUGAUUUCUCCAGAAGUUUACCCAUUUACAUAACCGCUUUUAAUAAAUGAUAAAUAACAUACAAUUGCACAAAUGCAAAGAAAAAUACAUUAACAGAUUUAUACAAAAUACUCUUUUUUUUAAAGGGUUGUUUAAUUCAUGUAGUAUUUUAGAUGGGAUGAAAAUGCAAUUUAUAUUAUUUCAAUCAAGAGCAGCUUUAUUUUUAUUUUAUGCAGCCUUUUUUUCUUUAAGAUGCAAAAAAACCAUCGGGGAAAAUUCAAUGAAAUUUCUUAGUAUUGUUAAUUUUUCCAUAUAUGAUUUUUGUUAAUUUGAACCAUUAACACAGUGUUUGGCAACCAUUUCAUUCAAGUGAAAUCUAAAAUGCCAUCUAAACAACGAAGUGAUUGCAUUUCAGUGCAGCAUAAAGGCUGUGUAGCUAAUCAAUAGACCAAAGCACAAGGUUACAGCGGCUAAAUUUUUUUAUCUUGUUUUGAAACAGGCAUCAGGUAUUACAAACAUAUCGGUUAAUUCCGGAGAAUUUCAAAGGAGAUUUGUGGUCAAGUGGUAGUGAAUACUCUAGUCGUUCUCUUGGUUCGGCGUUGAUACGUUUUAUGUCAUCUUCUUUUCUUUUUUCAUUUGUUUUGCUCUUCAACUUAAAAAGAUAUUUCAUAGUUUAAAAAAAAAUUGUUUUAUUAAAUAGCCCCUGAAUUAGCUUAAGACGUGAAACAGAAAAAUAAAAAUAAUUGAUUGUUGCUCAGUACAUUGAACAGUAAUUAUAUGCAUGCUGAGUAUAAGUGUUUUAACUUAACCGUCACUAGAUGUGCUGGCGUUUAAAGAGUCCACCCUGCCUGCUGCUCCCAAUUUUUUUGUUUCCAUUUAGAAAUAGUGUAUAAAAUGGCUCUUAAGUUUAAAAAAGAGUUGCCAACCCCUGUCUAAACAGAACCUCUUAUCUUGACCAUGAAGUUCUCUUCAUGAACCUGUUUGUCUUACUGUGCUCAGGGCCCAACAUUAGUGUGUACAUACUGUGAGCAGGAGGGCCAUCUCAAGAAUGCUUGCCCAGAAGAUGAACUGCCUGAAGUUCUGCCCCUACCACCAUUGACUCCAAUGCACAUAAAGGUCUUGUCAGAAACACUCAAUAAAGUUCCAUGUAAGUCCACAGCAGUUAUUCCUGAUAUCUAGGCAAAUGUCCUGUUGACUAGGAAAAUGCCUUAUUUACUCAGCAAAAGUCCUGUUAACUAGGCUAAUGGCCUGUUAACUAAACAAAUAUCAUGUUAACUAGGAAAAUGUCUUGUUAACUAGGUAAAUGCCUUAUUUACUAUAAGGGUUAGCUCUUACAUUAUUUAUUGGCACAUUCCAUAUAUUUAAACUAGUAAUGAAACUUAAAAGACCUCAGUAUUACAGAUAUGUAUGUUUAUCCAGAGCAUAUUAUUUCAUAUACUGUAAAUGAAUUGUAAAUGAUUGUUAUUCUUAAUGCAUUGAUUCCCCAGUGCAUAGUUACUUAAUUGAAAUUUUUAAAAAUAUUAGACCAUUUCAAUGUUACAUUAAUAUAUUUUAUAUUACCUUUGUGAAUUGCAGCAGAGGUUGGCCUGAAUGAUGAGAGCUUUGGAGACCGUGUCAUAUUUCUUCAGAAUUUGGAGGGAUAUAUUCAACAAACAUUUGACGGUCGGUUCUUUGACUUUCAACUAUUUGACAUUAAUUUAAUGUUAUUUCCACUGACAUUCAUUUUGUAACUGAUAUAUUGGGUGCUGGGCGGCGUGGAGCGGUCUAAUCUGAGUCAAUGCCAAGCUUGUGUACUGCAGCUCAAUCACCAGCAAAAGCCUAGAAAAUGCAAAAAACAUCACCAGCACCCCGGUAGGAUGGGACUCAUUAACCUUUGAUGGCAACUCAUCUAAGAGAAGGAAAAACUCUGACUUCAAACCCUGACACAAGGUUCUGACAACUCUUGUGACGCUACUGUUGCCGAGCUUUAUCAUCCACAUUUGAUGUGCCUUUUGUCUAUCCAGAUGUCUGGAGAGGUGAUUUGCUGUCUAUAGAACCAACCAAAGGGGAAAAAAAUCCCAGACCAUGUGAUUUUGUCCUGCAAAGCCUAGGCCAUCAUCACAUUGUGAUGGACGGAUGCCCAUAAAACUGAGAGCUGUCUUUUCAUAUUUAAAAAAUAGCUUUUUUGUAGUAGUUAUUUAUUCUUGUUAAUUAAUUAAUUACUCUGUGUUUCCUUUCUGUAGAUGCUCAGCUUGCUCUAUUUGGAUCUUCAUGCAAUGGAUUUGGAUUUGAUAAGAGCGAUAUGGAUAUUUGUAUGACAUUUUCCAGAAGAUCUGGAGUGAGUCUGGCACUUUGUUUUCCUUUCUUUUCCUGUUAAUUUUAUCUUGUAAACUUUCCUUUCCAUGGUGUUCAAAUCACUUUGUUCCUUUUCCAGAGUGAUGUUACGUUGUUUUGUUUUUAUAUUACUUCAUUAGCCGAAGUAAAUAAGUCCUUAAAUUAUUUCAUAUGUUUAAAUGUCAAAUGUUACAUUCUCUGUCAACUAGGAAAUUAUUAUCUAUUCAUUUGAUAUAUUUAGAUAUAUUCUAUGUGGCUUUUGAGUGCAUCAUUCUCAUAUUUGAAGUUUAAAUGUUUAAUUUAAUUAAAUAUUGGAACUAAAAAUACCUCGACAUUAUUUUUUAUUUAGAGUUGUGACCUGUCUUGAUCCCACCAAGAAAAUACCAUGUUAAUAAAAAUUACUACUGUUUCAGAAAUUUGACAAAAUAUUUGUGAUAGAAACUUUGGCAAGGAGGUUAAAACAGAAUAUGGACUUAACAGCUGUGCAGGCCAUCACUACAGCUAAAGUCCCCAUUGUCAAAUUUACUGUGAAGAAAAACAACCUGGAAGGGGACAUAAGCCUCUAUAACACCUUGGUUUGUUUUUGCUACAUUUUGUUUGAAGGGACACACUCAAUUUUAUAGUGAUGAAUGGUUUUCUGUGUAAAAAAAAAAUUAUUUUAAAAUUAGUAAAAGUAACACCAUCUUUUAUAUAUUUGUUUAAUAAAAACCCUUAAAAAAAACAUACUUUUGUGAGUAAAAUCAAAAUAUUUACACCAGGCCCAACAAAACACAAAACUUCUGUACUGCUACAGCAAGAUUGACCCAAGGGUUCGAAUUUUAGGGUACUCCAUCAAAACAUUUGCCAAGGUAAGAAAACAGAGCUACUGCUUAAAAAUUUAGUUGAUGAUUUCAUAAUGACACCAGGACACUUUUUGUUAUUGUAUGGAUUUUCUGAUACAUAUUGCAAACACACAUAGUAGUUGGUCUAGCUUGAGCUAAAUACCAAGCCGUUUAGCAAUACAUCUGAAGAAACCACACAAAAACAGAACAUUAAAAAAUAUAGUAUAUGUUUUGCAAAAUAAUUGUUGGGGGUACCAGGUAAAUGCAUUCUCAUUGCCAGGUCUGUGAUAUUGGAGAUGCCUCCCGUGGCAGCUUGUCCUCUUAUGCCUACAUCUUGAUGAUGCUCUACUACCUGCAGCAGGUCAGGCCAGCAGUCAUUCCUGUUUUACAAGAGGUAACUGCUUUUAUAUUCUCUGUGCAGCCAGUACUUCUCAUAAUGCAACAGUGCUGCCAUUAACUGUCUGUUAGCUUAUCGGUGGUUCCAUUUACCCUCUUUUAUUUUGAUCAUUGAUACUUUUAACUAUUUUAAAUCUUAUCAGUGCUGCCAUUAACUCUAUUUUAUCUUAUGAGAGGUUACUAUUUUGUGAUCUGCUUGUUGCAGUUAUAUGAAGGAAAAACAAGACCAUCAUUAGAAAUAGAAGGAUGUGAAGCCUGGUUCAUGGAUGACCUUUCUAAACUGGUGAGAUGUAUAGUCCAAGUGUAUCAACUUAUGUAUUUUUAUAUGUCUUAACAAUAGUGAUGUUUUUUGUUUUUUUUGUCUUUUACAUUUUUGUUUUGGGUGGUGCUACCUAAAAAGAAAAUGAAUUUGGAGAUAAAAAUUGAAAGUAACUGAAGACAAUUGAGACACACAAAAAAGUUUCAAUACUCUAACUUGAUUUUUUUUUUCCUAAUAAAUAUGACAGGACAAGUUUUGGCCAGAAAAGGGACAGAAUAAGAUGACGGUGGCAGAGCUGUGGGUAGGCUUCCUCAGAUUUUAUGUGGAAGAAUUUAAUUACAAGGAGCUGGUUGUUUGCAUCAGACAGAAGGAGCCACUCACCAGAUUUGAGAAGUUGUGGAAUGGGACCAGCAUUGCCAUUGAAGGUUACUUUUUUUUUUUUUUUUUUUACAAAAAAUAAAUUUUACAUUUACAAUGAAUAAAUAAAAUGAAUAAAAUAAAAUCCAUUUACUCACCAGAUUUGAGAAGUUGUGGAAUGGGACCAGCAUUGCCAUUGAAGGUUACUCUUUUUUUUUUUUUUUUUACAAAAAAUACAUUUUACAGUUACAAUGAAUAAAUAAAAUGCAUAAAAUAAAAUCCAUUUGUGGUUGAAAUAUUGUGAUAUGUAAAAAAAGUGGAAAUAAAUGAGGGCAGAUUGCCAUUAUAUCUGAGUUUCUUUUCAAUGAUGACGUUGUAUUUUUUUUAAAAAAUCAUUUUGACUCGUUGGUAGGGAGGGAGGGGUGACCAAUUCAAUAUCUGAAAAAGAAAAGACUUCUAACUGAUCUGGACUUGGCAUGGCAAACCCUUUUAGUCAGUUUUAUAACACUUCACAUACUCAGAAUUCCUCAUCACAUCUGUUUAUUUGAACAGCAGUAGAAUGCAUAAAACUUCAAGUUUGAGUCAUAAAAUACUAUGCUGGUUUUGUUUUCGUUUUGUGAAUUUAAAGGCAGACAUUUUUUUUCCCCCGCCAGAUCCAUUUGACCUGACUCACAAUUUGGGAUCAGGAUUGACCCGAAAGAGUAAGCAUCUGUCUUUUUUAUAAAUUAAGUUCAAUAAUUUAAAUCUUAUAUGAAAAAAAAUAUUCUUCUUGCAUACAAAAAAAAAUCAUUUAAAAAAAAAAAUAUAUAAUUUCUGUUAACUUCAUCUGGAUGAUUUUUAAAUAUUAAUAGUUUGUUUUGGUUUUGGUAUCACAUUCGCACCUUGUAUUUGUUUACAGUGAACAACUUCAUCUUCAAGACAUUCAUCAAUGGCAGGAUGCUGUAUGGCAGCCCCAUAGAUGAUUGCAUGGAGAUAUUUAAAUCCUAUCAGUGCCCAUCUGUGAGUCUUGGCUUGUUGUGUCACUCACUACAUCACAGGGGUGGGUUUAGUUAAUACUUUGGAGAGUGUCUUAGGUGCCUCCAAAGCCUGCAUCAAUGAAAUAUAUUCCAAAUGAAAUGUGUAUUGCAAGGGGUAUAACCAGUGCUAGCCAACUGAUAGUUACAUCCCUUCCACCUUCUAUUUCCCCCUUUAUUUUACUCUUCCAGAUUAUUAGCAUUAAGCUCAGAAAAUCUGGCUGUUCAAAAGAAUUUGAGCUGGCUUACUUUAGCUUUGGAUUAUCUCCCACAAUAACAAUCUUAAUGUUGCUUGUGUAAUAACUCCGUUAUAUGAUUUGUUUCCUUGGUGGAUGUUUCGCAUAAACAUUUCUACUGACAUUUCAGGACUACUUCUUUGACACAGAUUUGCUGUCAGAGUGCCGUCCUCCAAAUGUCAGAGGCUGCCGCAAGUGCGGCAAGAUGGGUCACCUGAUCAGGCACUGCCCAAGCAACCGCAAAGAGGAUGACCAGAAGAAGCAGCAGUCUCAGGCUAAUCACGGCAAGCAGCAAAACCCCAACUCUCAGUACAAGCAGACACCCCCACCCCAGAGGCAACAAAGGCAGCUAACCCCCCAGAAACAGCAAGGGCAGAGAAAUCAGCCUCAACUUCAGGAGAGAGAUAUACGUGAUAAAGAGAAGUAAGGGGGGAUAUGUUUGUAUGCAUCUCUUAAUAAAGAUCAUCUUGCCUAGUCAUUUUGACUCUCAGUAUUUGCAAAAUUUACAUAUUGAAUAGAAAAUAAACUGACAAAAUCUGCCCAUGCCAUAAUUCUGGAUAUAAAGAAAAUUCUAGGAUCCUUCAUAGUAAUGUUGUACAGGGAAUGCACUCAGUCUUUCUUGUUACAGAAGAGAAAGAGAGAGAAGCCAGAGUGAGUCUGGAAAUCAGGGAAAUUCUUCAGCCAACAUCAACAGGAACCAGCAAGCACCAAAAUCCCAAGGGCCACCUUUUACAGUCAGUACAAUUUCUUUUUCUGUCUUUUUUAAUGCUUUUAUUUCAUUUAUUGUUUGACUUAAUUAUUUUUUAUGAGAACACUCAGAAUUUUUAUGUUUGAACUUUCAGAAAGGAGUAAAAUAUAUAUAUUUAAAAAACAAAAAAACAACACUAUUAGCCAAAUUAUGAAAACUUAUCUUAUAAGUAAAUUUAUUGAACUAUUUCUAACAGUAUGGCAUCACAUAUUUCUCUUUUUCAAAAAGCACCUUAGGGCUGGGAACAUUUUUUUUUAAUGAGAAGCCAUUUUAUAAAUUGUAUCUACAAUGUUUUCAGAGUCACAAGCAGGAGUUUAUUAUAUACAGGGUUCCUGCAGCCCCCCUGAAAUUCCAGGAGCUCCUGGAAAUCUCCUGGAAUUUGAAAAAAAUGAUAAAAUUCUGGGAAAAUCCUUAAAUGUUAACAUUGCUCCUUAAAUGUACUGAAAUUUUUGUUGCUGCAGAGGGCGGGGUAAAAAAAAAUCUUGAUCGCGAUAGUUAUUUUAUUUAUUUUUUGUCUAUUGAAGUCAUAGUCUAUUUUUAGCCCUUCUAUUAUCAAAACGAAUUUCCCAUAAUAAUGAAGUGGUUUCCCAUUAACUGCGCAUGCGGUUUACAAGUUUCGGAUAUGAAAUGCUUUGAUAGACCAGAAUUUUUUUUGUUCUAUUCAGUUCGCUGAACGGAUUUUUUGGGUAAGUAUAGUGUAAUAUUACUAAAAUACAGUAAAUAGAUAUUUAAAUGUAGUUUUUAAAAAAAUAUUCAGUAACUAUUAUGAAUAGAAAAGUACGCGCCCGAUUGUUGUAUAAAUUGACUAAGCUUAGCCUAAAAAAAAAUUAAAGUUGAUUAUUUAAUAGUUUUAUUCUAGGUUGUCCAAGCUGGAGAAAAAAAAGCGUUUUUUUUUAAGGGUCAUUUAUUUGAAAUUAAAGUUUUCAACAGCAAAAAUAAUUAAUCCGCUUAUAGUACCGGUAGUAGUGUUAAAGUUAAAGGAAUAAAAUUUAUGCUCGCGGCUGUUUAAGUUAUCUUAGCCAUAGAUCUACUCCAGCCCCAUGACCAACAUAACAAUUCAAUAACAUCGACACAUACAAUGAAUAAUUCAUAUUUUUUUAAAUAGAGUUUUAGUUCUAGAGACCUUAAACUUUAUUUAUUUACUUUAUUUAAGUUAAUUUUAAUUAUUAGAGAAGGCCUUCUAAAUAGGCAAAUAUUAAAUAAAAAAUUAUGUUAUGUUAUUUUUGCGUUGCAUAGUUUACAAUGACUUCGGAACUUCAUUUAAAAAUUAUUAAAACUAGCUGAUGCAUCCAUUGAGCAUCUUUAGUCAUUAGUUCUUAUUUAUACCUGUAGUUAAAAAUUAAUGCACCCCUGUGCUCUAGGUAUAUUUUGCAGUAUUGAUUUUAGUAUUAUUUGCACAGUUGUGUGGGGUUUUUGGGGGGGGGGGGGGGCUCUUUAGAGAUUAAAAAAAAAGUGGUUGCUUGGUCGUGACCCAUUCCCCAGUUUAAAAUCCGGAUUAAGUCAUGACAUAAGCAGAUGCCUCUUAGGUUCUCUUCUGCCUCUGUAUUAUUAGUUAGGUAACAGUGUAAUAAGGCAUAUCUUCUGUUAACCCUAUUGUAGACCUUACAUGAUAAUAUAUUAAUUAUGUUUUGUUUCACUAUUCAGGGUCUAGGGUAAAUAAAAUAACAGUUCCUUUGAAGACUGAUGGUUAAAAUAGCAAUCCUGAUUGAACAAGCCAUCACUACUACUCUAUACAAGAAAUUGACUCUAAGCUGAGUUUAUCCUAAGCUAGUGGACUGGAGUUCAAUCUUCAGAAAAUGCCUAGACAAGCAAAAACAUCACCAGCAUGCCGGGUAGAUGGGACUCAUUAACCUUGAAGGGUAAUUCAUCUAAAAGAAGGCAAACUCUGAAAUCAAACCCGGAGAUGGAGUUCCAUAGGCAAUAUGACAUUGACACAGUGAAAAUUCCGACAAACUCCUAUGACGUAGAAGCAUAAAGAGCAUAGUGAAACACACACACUCACUGCUGGUAAUCUACUGCAUCCUGGUCUAUAUCCAGUCGUCUUGACUAAUCCAGACCUGUUUACUUUUAUGAUUUUGGCAUAAAAUGUACGAUUUUGAGGUGUAUACCUUAAAUAUACUGUAUGCUUUAUUUUUACUACUAAGAUGGUGUGUUGAACGAUUUUGUAAUAUUGUACGAUUUUAAGAGUUUGAGGGUAAACAGGUGUGCUAAUCUUGCGAUUGAAUCAAAUCGGCAAGGUCGAGAGAGGGAUACUGAUAAAUUAAGCAACUCUCCCUAAGUUUAAACAAAAUACAGCUCACAUCAAGGCUACUGGUCCAGUCUUAGUGAUCUUCAUGUGUACAGGACGAACAACAGUACUGGAAAUAUUGAUAUCGAGUAUAUUUGCUGGCCAUGAAACUUAAGGGAAAAUGAUCAAUAAACAUCAAUCAUCUGAGACUUCCUCUAGUUCAACUUCAGUUUUUUCACCUACCUCUGAUGUCCACUUUUGCAACUUCUUAGUCAAGCUUCCAAGUUAUGCAUAUUUUCGGAAAUAAAUAUGACAUACUUUGUGAUUGAAAUGGAUUAUUUUAUAAGUUUAUUAGUUAUUUGUUGUCAAACAUCAAGUACAUCUUAUCAGAAACAAGUUACUCAAUUGUGUGUCAACUAGGAACCAGAGUACCUAACCAGUACAUCCUUAAAUGAAAUAAUUUCUUUAGCAUUAGCAGUCAUUAGAGUAAGAACUGUCACUAUGUAAGUGCAUUUAUGUUCUGUCACUACAAAAAAUUGUAUAAAUGUACAGGGUCUUUUUAAAAAAUGUCCUGGAAUUUUGUAUUUUCUCCUGGAAAACUCCUGGAAUUUUUUUAGAUUUGGCGCAGAAACCCUGUAUAUAAUUGUCAUAUUGGAUUAAAAAAAGAGCUGGAUCUAUUCCUUCCUGAGCUGUGGGUUCCCAACCACUGCCGUAGCUGACCCAAAUCUAGGAUCUAGCCCUUAACACAUAGUUCUCCACUGGUCUACUUUCCACAGCAUUCUCAAUAUAACUUAGCCUCCAACCCAAGUUUGCAGCCUGUAACCCCAGCACAGCUGAAGAAUUUCCAGCAGACUCAGAUGUACCACAACAGUAACUACCAGUACAAGCAGCAAUACAGUAUGUCAUACCAGCAGCAGCAGCCUAGGAGAAACAUGGGGCCCUCUGGGCAGUCCUCUCAUGGUUACAAUGCACCACCACCACUCCUCUCUGGUCCUAUGAGGUAAGUCCAACAGACAACCACUUCUUCUGACAGCUGCUAAAUACAAAACAACACAUAUUUCACUUUUUUCUUUUUUUUAUUAUUGCAAUUAUAUUUGUACCUUUGAUGUCUGAAAUAUGGCAGUCAACAUUCCUGUGCAAUUAUGUGAAGCAUAUUUACAGUGUAAUGUAUUUUUAACAACCAGAGACUGUAUUGUUGAAAUAUUUCUUAUCUCUUCUGGAUUUUUUUUUUUCUUGAAAGCUUAAUGUCUUUUUUUUUUUUUUUUCUUAAAAAAAUAAAUAAUAUUGUCUUCUCUGUCAUGCUAUGAGGUAGUCAUUAGGUUCAGAACUAAAAUCAUCCAUGAGAUUGCCUCACACAAUUUAAAUACGUGUUUCUCACCGCCAGGCCCCCUAUGGGUAACAUGCCCCCUUUUGUAUACAACCACCCAGUGCCUGGUCAACCCAACUACCAUGGUCCUCAGAUGCAACCAAAUGCUGCUUUUAGGGGAUCACCACCUCAGCAGGGCAUUUCUUACAAGUAAGGAGAAUGUCUUGCUUUUAUAGUCACUGCUAUUUUAUCCAUUGAUAUCAUCCGUAAGAUUUAAAAAAUAGCCUAACCUGCUUCAAUCGAUUUAAUAUCCUGGUAUAAUUUUUUUUUUUCUAAAAAGUACAAUUUAAAAAAAAACAAAACAAGAAUCUUGAAAACAUGCAGCACAUUCAGAUAAGUCUUGGAGAAUACCUUUUUUAUACCCGCAGAAUGAAUGGUACAAUAAACAAACAUAACAAUUACACCAUUCAACCGUUGGGCAUCAAGGCCAGUUGAUCAGCUUAAAAGUGGAAUUUUUAAUUAAUAUUGCAGAUUUGGUAUCUUGUGUGAAUUAAAUUUAUUGUUAACUUUUUUAUUCCAGUAACUUAAUUUUUUUUUAAAAUUAUUUUAAAAAAUUACAUUUGACUCAUUGAUUGCCAUAUUUGAAUAAUUGACUUUGUGAGCAGUUAGAUCACAAGCUUUCACAAUGGUUACUUUCUCUGCCUUAAAUUAAACAAAUUUCAAGUGGGAGAAAUUUUAAGUAAACACUGUCUUAUUUUCAUUCAUCAAAUGUAUGGAAAGCCAAUGAGUUGACAGGUUAAUUUUCUUUAUGUUUUUUUCAGUUAGUUCAUUGUUUUUUUCAGUUAGUUCAUAACUUGAAACAUUGAAACAACUUGUGAUUGUCUGUUGUAAUUUUUUAAAUUACUUAGUAGUCAAGGCGGAGUUGGUCCUAUGCCUGGUGGCUACGGUAUAUUAGCUGGUGGUCAGGGUGGAGUCGGUCAAGUGGGAGCAGGCCAAAUGGGACAGUUUAGCAUGAACCCUGUUGUACAGAGUAUUUUUGCUAGCGCUCAUGGUCAGGUCAGUAGAGGUUUAUUUAGAUUUUUUUAAAAAAAUUGUUUUGUGAAAAAAGAAUAGUUAAUUUAAAUUGCUAAAUGUCAAAAAAAAAAGAAAACAAAUAAUGUCUACUCAUAUUCCCUGUUUGCUUUAAGUCACUUGCGCAGUUUUAUUUGUCAUGUCCGCAGCAAUGCCAACAUGUCUUUGGGUACCUGUUCAUGUUCUUUUCCAUUUUUUCAUUGGCCAGAUUAUGGAUGGUGGCAGUAACCAAAUUCAGAGAAGGAAGCAAUAGGACAUGCCAAGUAGGAAAUUUAUUCAACUAUUUACUUUUUUUUGUUUUAUGCUUUCAUUAUUCAUAUCCAUAAACUGGUAGUGUUACACACCAUUGUUUGUAUUUGUGUAAGUUGGUAAGGGGCUGUUAAAGCUCUUAGUACAAUGGGUCUGUUUGAUCUGCCUCUUGAUCCAACUGAUCCAUUUAUAAAGUACAAUCUAACAUGGGCUUGAUUCCACCCCACACACACCCCGAAAAACCACCCCCACCCAUUAUUUGUUUACAACUGAUCCAUUGGUCAACAGUUUGACAUUUAAGUUUCAGCAUCUUGAGGAAAAAUUUUUUAAAACUUUGCUUUAAAAUUUAUGAAACUGAAGUAAAGAAGGUAGCAGUCAAAGAAAAAUUAUUUCUAAACUAUUUAAAAUACAUACGUUUGUGCAGUUAACUUUUUUUUUUAGCCACAAUUUUUAAAACCUCUCUUCAGUGCUCUGGUUUGCAUUUGAUCAACCAGCCUUUGUACUGGGUGGCCAAGUGGUCUAAACUGACUCCAAACAGCUGGCGGUCUGGAGUUAAAUUCCAACUAAAGCCAACAUCCCAAGCACCCCGGGUGAAUGGGACUCGUUAGCCCUGGACAGAAACUCAUCUAAGAGAGGGAAAACUAUGAAUUCAAACCAGGAGCCAGAAGGUUUCAAUAAAUUGAUCGUGGGCCCUCAAAAUAUAGAAGAAUAGAAAUCAAACACUUGUUCUUAAUGACACCCAAUUUUUAUAUUUUUAUCUAACAGUGCUACAAAUAUUACAGCUUUGAUUUGUUGAGUAAUAAAUUCCUAAAAAUGUUAACUUUCAGAUCUGCUCUUUGAUCAUGAUGACUCUACUCUAGCCUUGGCAGAUCGGGAUUACCAAUGGCUUGGCCAAACUGGUCCAUAAUUCUUUUGCUAAAAAACUGAUUCUAAUAAGUGGUCUGGCUUUGGCACACUGGAUUAUAGACUUCUAUAGUUAUAACUUAAACCACUAUAUAAAUUAGUGGUGAUUUUAUCAUUUGAUUUUUUUUUUUUUUAAAGUUACUUUUAUCUCUGACACAUUUUUAAUCUUCCCUCUUGAAGUAAUUUUCCCUGGAAAUUAUUUUUAAUGUUGAUUUAAAACAUUGUAUAGCAUCUUGAAACCUUUUUAAACUUAAUAAAUGUUGCUGUUUUUUUAAAUUAAAACUACUGAUCACUCUAAGAUUAUUCACUAUAUUAUGUUAUUAACUAUAGAUAGAAUCAACCUUGAAAUGGAUUAAAUUGUCACUAUAAGAAACUACACUUCAUGGUGGAUGGGGUGUCAGAUUUUGUUUGAAUUGUACACUGAAUGUUUCAUGUCCAUAUUAAUUAUGUAAGAUUGAUAUUAUCGAAAUUGUAUGUUGUGUGUCUGGCAGAAAGGAGUGAUAGAAAUUAUUUUUAACUUCCAUUGAUUACGACCAUGAUUAGAGCCUCUAGCUAGGUGAGUAGCACCAAACUAGGGAAGAUGUUCCAUUAGAUCAUAAGAUCAUCUGAGGCAUCAUAUUAAGUCCAGGAGAGAAAUAAAAUGAAUUAGAAUAAUUUAUUAUAAAACAUGGGGGAAAAUGGGGGGAGGGGGGGAUAAUAAGAUAAUUUCUAGCUUGGGCUACCUGAGGUUAUCUGCUCUUGAAUAAAUAAGAAAAGAUAUUCCAAAUAUUAAUUAUUGUUAAAAACACUGAACUAUGAUUUCUGAAUGUUUUGGUAAGGAAAAGAAAAUAUACAGAGUGGGUUGAUGGGAAAACCUGUGGCCCCUUUACAGCUUACGUUUGGGGUAUCAGAUCUUAUUUUUUUUAGAAGUGCCAGACGUGUUUUGAAUUCAACAAAAUUAUGGCAUUUGUGACCUUCAUCAGUUUAAAUAAAAGUUUUUUUUUUAAACAGUAUUUAUUUUAAAAUCAUUUUAAAAAUCUAAGUUUAAUAAAUUGAGCAAAUCUUGUAAAACAAAUUUGGAGCUAAACAUGACACACUGCUGAGUAGAAACAUUUAAGCGGCAAAGAGAAAAAAAUAACAUUUACACAGGUGGUGAGAGAAAUAUGCUUUAUUAUAACAUGUAUACAUUUUAGAAACUAAAUAAUGCUUAGAGGUAAACAAAUUUCUCAAAGUUGAUGAAUGAAAUUCUAAAUAUUAGGCAUGGUGAUUUAUUUCUUUAGUUGCCGUACUGACCUGUAAAUGUAGCUCUUUUUUUUUUUUUGUGUGUGGAAAUUUUUUUUAACUUACAGACCUACAUGUUAAAACUUCAUGCAAAUAUGUUACUAAAUAAAUAAGGUUUUAUCUGUAUUUGAGCACAUUGUUACUUAGUGUCAUUUAUUCCAUGAGGUGUGGAGCCAUUGAUUACUGGCUUAGGCUUUACUCAGCUCAGUUCAAAUGUAGCUAAGUGGUGACACAGAACUGAAUAAAUAAAAUCAAGUAUUUUUUUAAUGAGGAUUAUAAUUAUUUGUAUUUAAACAUUCAGUUUGACCGAAUUAUUUUUUUUUAUGCCUAGCUGCAGUUAAAGUUCUUACUUAAAAAGCCCACGAAGUGUAUGAAAUAAAAAAAAUUAUUUUUUUAUAGAAGGCUGUCUUCCUCUAAAUUUACAUUGCUUGUAUUGGGAGAGAGGGUGGUGUUUCGUUAAGGGGAAAUUAUUGAGAUAACUUAUUUUAACGCAAAAAAUUUCAUUUCUAUAAUUACUUAAAGUAAAAUUACAUGAAC
Molecule: messenger RNA, 25714 nt
Organism: Lymnaea stagnalis (great pond snail)
Lineage: Eukaryota; Metazoa; Mollusca; Gastropoda; Lymnaeidae
Source: the annotation of a GenBank genome assembly